AAUUCACUUUUGUCAAUAAAGGCUCCUCCUUUCAAGGCCUUUUCAAAUUUUAUGGCCUCUUUGAGUUUGAAUAAAAAAUAUCAGUUUGCCUUCAGCUCAGACCAACAAGUAAAUGAUAAAAUCAUUCAAGAUAAAAGAAAUCAACUCAAAGAUUCAUAUUCAGAGUUUAUGGAGAAUGUGGAUCGCUAUGAAGCAGAAAAUCGUGUUGUUUCUUCUAAUCCCUCUGAUGAGCCUGAAGAAAUGAUCGUUGAGAUUCCAGAAGAAAGUAAUGAUGGAGACUUUGGUGAAACUUCUGAUUCUGAAAUAGUAAAAUCUGAUUCUCGUGACUGGCACAGACAAAGACAGGAGCGUAUGUACGAUUUAAUCUAUAAGACAUACCUUAAUGGGAAGAGAUUUGAAGUAAUCAAAUCAAGGUCAAAACCUGAACUGCAGUUGUUUGUGAAGGGAAUGUUUAAUGACUUUUAUGAAUUGAUGGAUAGAACACAUAUCCCUAGACGGUUAGAGCUCGAUCAGUGGAAUAUGCUUGACUUUAAUCAAGCUCAAUGGGAUUGUGCAGAGCUUUGUGAAGCGAAACAUGCUGAAACGACGAGAUUCAUGCCUUCAUGGGGUCAAAUGAUGGAGAGGCAAGAGCUUAGUGACAUUCUUGAGGAGGUUAUUGAGGCAACUACUAUCAAUUCAUCAAAAUUCAUGGACACUUCUUUGAUGAUUUUCAGUCUCAAAAAUAACGAUCCAACAAAUAGUGAAGCGUUUGCAACGUUUAAACCAAAAGUAUUUUUCAUUAAUAAACCAUCUGAGGUUUGAGUAUUUAAUAAUCAAUACCUAAAAAUGAUAAUAUAACUACUAAUUCAUGAACUGCGACUUGAUAAUUAUAAGACUUCUAUUAAGCGAGCUAGUGGUUCAGACGGAUCAGUAGAGUCAACUAAACAAAUUACCAUUAAAUUAAACUCUCAUCAUGAAGAUUAAAAGUAGGAAUAGC
This is a messenger RNA of Hansenula anomala, 976 nucleotides long. RefSeq lists its product as uncharacterized. NCBI's taxonomy places the organism in Eukaryota, Fungi, Ascomycota, Saccharomycetes, Phaffomycetales, Wickerhamomycetaceae. The annotation marks the transcript as partial. The transcript has a single exon. The record is from RefSeq and is a predicted model, not a curated record.